CGAGCAUUCCCAGAGAACAAUGGCGAUGCUGCGCGCUGCUUUGAGAUCGAUCCAGCUCUCUCUUCGCUCCUCCAUCGCCCUCAAAGAAUCUCUUGCCUCUUCGCCCGCACCCCUUCCGCUUCUCUUCGCUCGCCACUUCAGUGGCAGCCGCUCCCGUGAUGACUUCCCUCCUUAUGGGUUUGAGCCGACGACAUUGCCGAUGAACCCGGGGGUCCGAAUCGUGCCGGAGAAGAAGACGUUUGUGGUGGAGGCUUUUGAGGAGAGGGCCACGCUCAACGAGAACAUUGUGGUGAGACUUUUAACGAUAGUAUCAUUUGAAGUUUUUUCUAGACUCUAGUAUUGUUUUAUUUGAUGGUAUGUGUAUUUGACUUAGUAAUUGCAGUUCAAGGUUUUUCUUUUAAGUAUAUAUCUAUAUGGUGGUUCUCCAUUUGAUGAGCUGAGAAAUUCUGAACUUGUGUUUCUGAUAUAUUUCUGAAUUGAGAAUGCUAAUUAGAUGCAGCAAAACCAUUUGCAAUGAUAGAAAAUGUCAAGUGUUAGGAGCCUGUGUUGUUGUAUUGUGUGCAGAUAAUGACAAUAGGGUAAAAUAUACCAAUCUGGUCUAGUUCACUUUUCAAUAACCUAAUGAAUUGGUUUUUGGUUGGAUCCUUGGUAAACAUAAAUUAGAGCUGAGGGAAUCCUCAGAGGAGGUUUAGAAUUAGUUGUCAGAUAAUGAUUUUUAUAACAAUGAUUUAUAUUGAUUAGUGUUGUUAAG
Messenger RNA from Dioscorea cayenensis subsp. rotundata (Guinea yam), 751 nucleotides. RefSeq lists its product as uncharacterized. The record is from RefSeq and is a predicted model, not a curated record. The transcript has 2 exons. The coding region runs from base 20 to 337 and encodes 105 amino acids. NCBI's taxonomy places the organism in Eukaryota, Viridiplantae, Streptophyta, Magnoliopsida, Dioscoreales, Dioscoreaceae.